Microthlaspi erraticum is the source of this 2295-nucleotide messenger RNA. Lineage: Eukaryota; Viridiplantae; Streptophyta; Magnoliopsida; Brassicales; Brassicaceae. The record is from the annotation of a GenBank genome assembly.
AUGACACGCUACGACGAAGAUGAUGAGGCUUUUUGCCACCACCGUCGUCGGGGAAACAGCCCGAGCAGUUAUCGAGUUGGAAUUGGGGGCGGAGGAAAUGGCGGUCGACACUGGGAAGGUGACAGCCCUCCGGAUCGUGAUGUUCACGGAGAAGGUGGAGGUUUCCGCCCGAUCAACGCUCCUCCAGGUAGAAUCGAUUUUCAGCCGAUGGGUCCUCCUCGCGAUAGUGGAAGUUUUCGGCCGAUGGGUUCUGACGGAGCUAGCGGAAUUCGACCUAGAGGGCCCGUGAUGUUUCCGCCAUCGGAAAGUCCAGAUGAAUGGGGAUUUUCCGGCGGCAGGGUAUUUCCGGCACCGAUCGGUAAAUUAAUGGAGCCUGAUUACUCUGUAAGAUUGACUUCACCGCCGGCCCAGCAGCCUCUUUCGGGUCAGAAAAGAGGGCGUCCUCUCUCGGAGCCUGGCAACUUUACUGGAACUGAUGUUUCUGAUCGUGCUAGUGUUGUCAAGCUUUUUGUUGGCUCAGUACCGAGGACAGCUCUAGAAGAAGAAGUACGUCCCUUGUUCGAACAACAUGGAAAUGUUCUUGAGGUUGCUUUGAUCAAGGACAAGAGAACUGGACAGCAGCAAGGCUGUUGUUUUGUAAAAUAUGCAACUUCUGAAGACGCGGAUAGAGCCAUUAGAGCGUUGCACAAUCAGAUCACUCUUCCUGGGGGAACUGGCCCUGUUCAAGUUCGAUAUGCUGAUGGGGAGAGAGAACGCAUCGAGUUUAAGCUUUUCGUGGGUUCAGUAAACAAGCAAGCCACUGAAAAAGAAAUUGAGGAGAUAUUUUUGCAAUUUGGUCGCGUGGAAGAUGUCUACCUCAUGCGUGAUGAGUAUAGACAGAGUCGUGGAUGUGGGUUUGUUAAAUAUUCAAGUAAAGAGACGGCAAUGGCAGCUAUCAAUGGUCUCAAUGGAACUUAUACGAUGAGAGGUUGCAAUCAGCCAUUGAUUGUUCGGUUUGCUGAUCCAAAGAGGCCUAAACCUGGCGAGUCGAGGGAUGUGGCACCUGCUGUGGGACUUGGUUCAGGGCCUCGUUUUCAAGCUUCAGGACCAAGGCCUACAUCUAACCUUGGUGACCCUAGUGGGGAUGUAAGCCGCACAAACCUGUGGCGUCCACCAAAUUCACCAAACAUUGGCCCACCUAGUAAUACUGGGAUCCGUGGUAUUGGGAGUGACUUUUUCCCUAGACCAGGUCAGACAAAACUGCCUUCAAAUCAGGGCGGUCAAUUGGGUGGUUAUGGUGCUCCUCCCCUUAAUCCUCUUCCAGUUUCUGGAGUUUCAUCAUCUGCCACAUCGCAACAGCAAAACCGAGCAGCUGGUCAGCAUUUAUCACAAUUACAAAAACCUCUUCCCAGUCCACAGGCUCUCCCCCGUCGGCCACAAACACAAAUGAACACUUUACAACAACCACCCUUGCAGAAUCCUUAUGGUUAUAGCAGCCAGUUGCCUACCUCUCAGCCGACACAGCAAAACGUCCCUCGUGCAACUGCUCCUCAAACUCCCUUGAACAUCAAUCUGCGUCCAACACAUGUGUCUUCUGCAACUGAUCAAUUUCCCCUUCGUGCUCAGCAGCAACCGCUACAAGAGACGCAGCAUCCUCCUUCUGAGCUAGCUCAGCUCUUAUCAAAGCAAACUCAAACUCUACAAGCAACCUUCCAAUCAUCACAGCAAGCAUUUUCUCAGCUGCAGCAGCAAGUGCAGUCCAUGCAGCAACCAAACAAAAAUUUACCAGUCUCACAGAAUGGCCAAGCUGGUAAACAGCAGUGGGCUGGAUCUGCAAUUCCAGCAGUUGUUAGCACCGCUGCUUCUACACCAGCUAGCUAUGUGCAAACACCUGUACCUGGAGUAAGUCAGAGCGUUGUUUCUGCCAAAUGCAACUGGACUGAGCAUACCUCGCCGGAUGGGUUUAAAUAUUAUUACAACGGUCUAACAGGUGAAAGCAAGUGGGAAAAACCUGAGGAAAUGGUAGUGUUCGAACGACAGCAACAGCAACAACAUCAGCAGAAGCCAACUAUGCAGCCGCCUCAGAACUUACAGCAGACUCUGCCUUCCCAGCCGAUGCAGCAACAACCACAACAGAUUCACCAGCAGUAUCAGACCCAGCAAUUACAGCAGCCUUUUUAUUCUUCACAGUUUCCAACUCCAGGGGUCAGCCACAAUGCUCAGAUGCAGUAUCCGUCAAUGGCAGUUGGUCAAAAUAGCCAGUUUCCUAUGUCAGGGAUUGGUCAAAAUGCUCAGGUACAUGAAAGGAGGAGCUAA